Molecule: messenger RNA, 1389 nt
Organism: Aureobasidium subglaciale EXF-2481
Lineage: Eukaryota; Fungi; Ascomycota; Dothideomycetes; Dothideales; Saccotheciaceae
Exons: 3
Coding region: 251-1207 (318 amino acids)
Source: RefSeq, a predicted model, not a curated record
AUUCAAGUCAUCGAUAUGAGUAUGCCUACCAUCUAAGGCCAUAAUGAUGCUACAACUCAGAAAUGGCUCAGCCGGACACGCUGAGUCUAAUUUCGCAAGGAUCGAGUCGCCGGCAGCUUGCAGCUGGACCGUUUGUACUCACUGUUUGCAAGGAUAGCUGAUAGAAUGCCCUCCCACUCCUUUGCACUCUCGGUUUACAUUGACACUUCUCAUCAGUUCUACAGUACUUCUACAAAGAAGACUUGCCACCAUGGCUCUUCCGCCAUCUCCUGACCUCUCCGACACAGGCUUAGACUCAUCAGGCUCAUUAGAAUCAUCGGGCUUUCAGGCUCUCGAAGGAUCCCGGUCUACGGUCCCUCGUUAUCUCUUCAGAUGCUAUUCGCCCUCUUCGGGCAGUAUAUGCUCAGUCAAGCGAAUCAGGCCCAGAACUCCGCCCACAGCUUUUGGGCCGCAUACUCGCGACAUAGUGGAAUGCCAUCUCCGAUGGGGAAGACAGAUAGAAUCUAAGUUCGUGUCUUGGACCAACUCGAUCCUGGUGGCUCUGGUGUAUGCUAUCAGGAAGCUUGAGAGCGACCACUACAAGGACGCAAAGAAGGAGGGCAUUUGUAUAGCUGUGCUCGAUGUCAGCACUGUACCCAAGACGACUCCGAUAUAUCCAGCAAAUGCUCUUAUGGAGGCCUUCGAUCUACCUUACGAUACACCCUACAAGCAGUACAACCACUCUUGGGAGUUUCUGGUGCAUGGAAAAGUCAAGAACACACCUUCCAAUCAAAGAUUCAGCGUCCUCGCCAUCGAAGAGUUCAUAGCUGAUGGCCUUUUUUCUAUUUUCAAACCUUUCCAGGAUCCUGAAAGCAGACUAUAUGCUCGAAUGAACCACGUGCGCGAGGAGUUGAGGCUGCAGAGCGUGGUUCUAGAUGCCGAUAUUCAUGCCAUCGCAUACAUGGCCACCAGCUAUCAUAUUGAAUUCGCGCUUCCUGUUGCUUCGGCGCUCACGGCGAUGUUGCCCGUAGACACUCGUCUCCCGGCGAACAUCAAAGUGUUGUCCGAGUGUCAUUUCAAAGGUUUGCGUGUUCCAUACUCCUACCUCACCCAGCCUCAACAUUCCCUCAAUGGGCCAGAGGACAAUGAAGUGAGCCGGUUUCACAGGCUGAUGUUGAGUGUUUGCGAUCUGAGAAUUGACGAAGAGAGGGCACUGCAAGGACGCUGAGGUUUCGCCGGAGUUCUCAUCCUCUGCGAAUUCACCGGAUUCUUACUUCCAGGGCAGGGCUUCACUUUGUCACUGCAUCAAGGGAGAAGCGCGUCAAGACAACGCGGGUGAACCACAUGACGGUCUCGAGGCUCCAAGAGGGUUGACUGCCUGACAAACUAGAAAUUACGAUUGUCGAAGUC